AUGGCCGACAAACCAGCCGAUUUGCCCGCCAUAAACCCUCUCCAAUACGCUCCCUGGCACCCUCGCGAGCCUCGUGGGAAUACUCAAGCUCAAAUAGGAGCUCCCAUGGGACACACUAAGGAACAGGCAGCGGCUAAUUUCAUGGCUUUUCAACGUACUAUCUCUAGCUCAGAUAUUGUAAUCUUUUCAGAUGGAUCUAGGCUAGCAGACGGACGUGCAGGAGAUAGCUAUAUUGGACUUCAAGCACACCAUCAGUUUCUCCGCUCCUCACUCUCAUACAGACACAGGAAAGAGGUCUUCGACACAGAAGUAGAAGCAGCUCUAGCUGGUGCUUAA
Molecule: messenger RNA, 336 nt
Organism: Talaromyces stipitatus ATCC 10500
Lineage: Eukaryota; Fungi; Ascomycota; Eurotiomycetes; Eurotiales; Trichocomaceae
Exons: 2
Coding region: 1-336 (111 amino acids)
Source: RefSeq, a predicted model, not a curated record